This is a messenger RNA of Volvox carteri f. nagariensis, 3870 nucleotides long. RefSeq lists its product as uncharacterized. The coding region runs from base 1 to 3870 and encodes 1289 amino acids. Lineage: Eukaryota; Viridiplantae; Chlorophyta; Chlorophyceae; Chlamydomonadales; Volvocaceae. The record is from RefSeq and is a predicted model, not a curated record. The transcript is spliced from 14 exons.
AUGAGCACAGCGCAGGGAGAUCGGCCGGGCUGGACACGGCAUUGGGAGGUUCUCGACCGCGUCGGCCUGCCAGACUUCACACCCGACGUGCUCUGGCAAGCCGACGUGCUCCACAGAGCUGGCGUGCAGCUGGCCCCGCGUCCCAAAGCAAAGCAAGACGGCAGGGUCUCCUCAGCAGGCACCGCCGCCGCCGCGGCCGCCGCCAGCAGCAGCGUUGCUGUCGGCGGCGGCAAAGGAGCCAGCAACGUUGACGGAAGCAGUCGUGUAAGUCGCCGCGGCCCUCAGAGCCACCCCUUGCCAGCUCGGGUCGCAGUGGCCGCGGCGCUGGCGCAGAGCUCCGCCAGCAGCAGCCGAGGUAGCAGCGGCGGCAGUGGCGGCGGCGCCGUCAGCCUGCAUGUACGUCUACGACCGGGGACUGCUAAGCAGCCCUCCAAGCGAUGUCACCAGCCCCCAGUUCCGUUGCAAGCCGCCGUAAAUCUUCAGUUGGUAGAAGAUCUUGGAAUGUACGGGCCGUACCAAGCGCAGCCACAGGCGUGGCCGUCGCCGUCGUCAUCGCCGCCGUCACCGUCACCGUCGCCGUGGCUGUCCGGCGGCGGCGGAGACAACGGCAGCCCCAGUGCCGUGUACGGCAACGCCAUUGGAAAGGAUGACGUAAGCAGGCUCGCCGAGGAUGGCGGGAGCUGCCAGUCGGCCAGCACUUUGCCGUCGCUGGGUCCGCCAACGACCAUGAACUCACCACACGGGAGCGGCGAUGUCUUGCUUAGCUCUCCAGGGCUGGCGGCGGCAGCGGCGGCGGUCGCAACGCAGCCCGACGGCAGCGGCAGGGGCGACGGCACGUCGGGCCGUGGUGUCUCCGUCGUGUCGUUCCGCCUUCCGACGCCGACAACGCAAGCGGCGCGGGCAGCGGCCGGUCCACCGCCGCCGCCGCCGCCGCCGCCACCACAGCUCGCGACGGCGGUGGCGGCGACGCCGCGGGAGCGGUACAGGGCCAUUAUGGAACGCGCCGGGAGAGCGGCGGUGCACAAGCAGCAAGAAGGCCGGCGGCUGGGCGCGCUGGCGGCGGCGGCGGGGUCGCCCCGCAUCCGCCGACCUGGUCCCGGGAGCCCGGCCCAGCUUCGUGACGGGGCGGCGGCACGGAGGUGUGGCGUAGCGGAGCGUGCCGUGUGGCAGCUUCGUCGAGCCUUGGACGAGCUGAGCCGAUUCAGUUGCGCGAACGCGAUGCAAGGCGGGCUGGAGGAGGGAGGUUCGGUGCUGGCGCAGGUCGAUGCGCGUAUCAUGGCGCUACGGCGGUACGACAGGGUGGAGCUGGGACCCGACGGCCGCCGUACUUCUGUCAUUCCUCCUCCUCCGCCAGCGUUCCCGCUGGAGGCAGCGCACGAGUACUUGACGGCGGCGCAGAGCGGCGUGGCGGGUCUGGAGCAACUUGAGGAGGCGGUUGCAUCAAUGAGGAAGAAACUACAGAUCGUUGUGGGUCAGGAUACAGAUGACUUGCGACGGGCUGCGGCGGAGGCCCUGGCAGAUACAGGUUCCAGCGGGGUUUCGGAGCCGGGUCACGUCGCCUCCGAAAGCGGCGGCGCCGACGGCGGCGCCGGCUCCCAGGCGCUGCCGCCGUACCCCGUACGACGGCCCAGCAGCGGCUGCACAUUAGGAUCUGCAGCCCCCAACGGAGGCGGUCCUAAUGCGAGUUAUGACAACUACUAUUACCAGAAUUACCAGAAUUACCAACUGCCUCUGGCAAAUGGUAUGGAACCGUUGUCAGCCAGGCCGUCGUACAAAGGAUAUACUACUCCACGACGAGCCUCAACCGCAGCGUCAGGUAGCGGUUUCGAUACCGGGGCUUCUCUGUCCGGCGCCGUCGGAGACGCUGGUCUCAGUGCCUUCCAAUCGCCGCCGUCUUCGUCGUACCCGUCGUACAGCGGCGGUGUUAACGGUGUCGCGCCGCCACCGCAGCUGGCGAUAUCUCCCCGGACUGGUCAUCCCUUGCAGCCUAACCGCAAGCUUUCCAGCCUCUCUGUAGCAAGUCUGCAACGUCCAUCAGGUCCCGGGCUCGAUCCCGCCUGGGCGCUUUUAGAAUCGCUCGUCAUUCAGCUGCUCGAUUCACACGCAUCACGAAUCGACAUGAUGGAUGCCUUCGACAAGCGGCCUUCGACGGAUUCUGGCGACUCCACUCGCGGCGGUGGCGCGUCCGCGGCGUUGCUGGCGGCGGCGGCGGCGGGCGCCCACGGCGCCGUACACAGUCGCCACCGCCGGGGGCAUCGCGCCGGCGGUUUUGAGCGACUUCAGCGGCUGGUUGAAGUCAUUGACGAAGACGGCAGCGGCGCCGGCAUGGCGGAGGUGAAGGAAGCGGCAAUGGAGGCGGCAGUGCACGGCAAUGCCGUACGGGCGGCUGUGGCAGCGACCCUGGAGCCGAAACACACGGAACAGGCUCUUUAUUUCCUGGCGAAACUGGCGCUCAUGAUGCUGCAAGGUUUCCUGAUCGCCGCCGGUGUGGAUCUGCUGCUGGGCGAGGUGGCCUGGCUGCUGGCGCUGUUAAGGUGCGCCUCGGGGGCGGGAUCCCCGCACCUGGCGGCGCUAGCGGCGGCGCUGCGGGCGUACGAGAUGCAGCGGUCGUACACCACGACACUGCUGGCCAUUACCGAGAGGUUGGAGCAGGCGGCGGAGGAGGCCAUGGACAGGGCCGCGCUGGCUGAGCGGCAGCUAGCUGCCACCCACUCCGCCCUCCAGAGGGCCCAGCUGGAAGUGGCGGAUCUCGAUAACAACAUGCGGGAGAUGGAGCGGGACAUGAGGCAAAUAAACGCGAGGAACCAGGCUUUGGAGGAGACGGUUCUGGAACUGGAGGGUGACUUGGACCGCGUGGAGGCGGCGCACUCGGUGCGGGAGGCGGCGGUGCAGCGCUCGGAGUGGCUGUCCGGGAUGAUGAAAGAGGAGCACCUGGCCCGCAUCAGGGCGAGGUCCAAGGGAUCGCAGGUGGCUACGGAGGGCGACUGCAGCGACCCACGGGCCAUUCCACCUGUACUGCAGCCAACCGCCGGCAACUACUACCCCAUAACUCCCUGCGUAUCUAGCCGCCACCUCAGCAUCCAGCCGUCAAACCAGGAACGGAAGAGCCCGGAGCGUUCACUGACGCGUUCUAAGAGUCGGCGGAACGUCUCGGCAAGUAAGGCCCACGGAAGCCGCAGAGCACCGCCGUCAAGGACGACAUCGAGGCGAGCGCCGCGCGGCAGCGGCGUCGUUGCCGCUGAGGCCGCUGCUGCAACAGACCUCGCGGCCGCGGCGGCAGCACUGGCGGCGGCUAGGGCCGCGGCGGAGGUGACGGACGAUGAGGCGCAGGAGGAUCUCGACGGUGACCGAGGUCAGGAGGGUUACGGAAUUCGACGUCGGCACGGCAACGGCAACGGUGACGGCGACGGCGAUGGCGGCGACGCCGCCGCCAGGCUCCGCGGCUCCUCCACUUCUUCCCUCGCCUCGAGGAGGAUGUCGGCGCUAAGGAAGCGUGGCGGUUUCCGUACCUCGGCCCGAGCGCGGUCGAAAGGGAGCCGGAGUCCGGACCGGAAGCAGCAGCAGCAGCAGCAGCAAGGACAGCAGCAAGGACAGCAAGGCAUAGGAGAACAGCAACAGGGCCGACAGCACGAGGAGGUAGAGCAGCAGCAGCAUGAGAUACAGCACAGCGGCCAGCAAGGUGUGGAGGGUGUGGAGUAUUGGACGACGCAGGGAGAUGAGGCGAUGGUGGUGGAGGGAGGUGGUGGUGGUGCGGGGGAGGGGGAGGGGAUGGGGAGCCGGCAGGAGCCCGCGGAGUUGAUGCAUGACGCGGCGCUGGAGCAGGCGGCGAGAGACAUGUUCUCGGAUGUGUUUGUACGGCAGACUCAGUAG